Molecule: messenger RNA, 12903 nt
Organism: Pocillopora meandrina
Lineage: Eukaryota; Metazoa; Cnidaria; Anthozoa; Scleractinia; Pocilloporidae
Source: the annotation of a GenBank genome assembly
AUGGCGAUUUCAAAUUUACGUGGAUUCCUCAACAAAAUAGCCGACGACAUAGGAUCUGAAGAUCUAGCUGGUUUAAAGUACCUUUGUGGUGACAAAUUGGCCAAAAGAAGGUUAGAAAAUAUAUCCACACCGAGGGAACUGUUUGUAGCCAUUGGUGAGAUUACCGAAGGCGAAGAGCAGCAGCUCGCUUUUUUAAGACAACUCUUUCAUAACGUUAGGAGAUUGGAUUUAAAGGCUAAAGUUCAACGUUUUCUUGACUCCAGAAAAGGUGAGUUUUGCUGCGUAAAGGUUCAUUUGAGUAAAGAAGGUUCGUCAAUAUAGUGUUUGCCAAUCUGCAGUGCCCAGUUGUAAAAAGAGCGGAUAACGCUAUCCAACGGAUAAAUCUCUGCCCAGCGGAUAAGUAAUAGCAAAACGAUAGAGAUCUAUCCAGUGGAUAGCGUUAUCCGAUAUUCGAACAACCGGGGCCUGGUGUUUGCGUUGCUGGCUUCCUUUGCACCCUUUAAUUUAGGGAAUCAAUGGAAGGUUAACAUUGUGUGGAUAUAAUGGUCAGAGAAUGCUAGAAGUGAAGAUGUUAAAAAAUAUUUAAGUUUUGAAUUUUUGAUACGACUGAAGAAUUCAUCCCCACAGGAUUGGUAUCGGCAACAUUAUGUUGUUUGCAUCGCUAAUAUGAGUGUUCUAACAUGGUAUUUGGAAGCCUCAAUGCAAGUUCGCCCCACACCAUCUUUACACGUUUGCCUGCAGCAUAAAAACAAGUUUGCCCUAAAAUUUUUCAACCUGUUUCUUUACGCUAUACAGUGUUCUGUCUAAAUCAAAAUAUAUUUCCUUCAUGGGUAAUGUAAAGUUGCUACAUUUCCCUCGUCUUUAAAUUACCUGGUUUGACAUUAACUUAAUUAUGCCUAUGUUAGCAGAAAUCAAAUCAAAGAAAUCUAGUUUUUCGAAAUGGCUAUAAUUUACUUGGGAGCCAACACGUAUUCUGAUGCAAUGACCAAUUUUCGAAGUCUGAUAGUCAAACUCAUAUCAUUGGCCCCAGCGUUUAAUAGCAUCCCAUUAUGCCUUUAGUCUCAAAUAUUUUCCCUUGAAAGAAAAAUUGCAGAUCUAUAUAUAUAUAUAUUACAGUUUGAAAGAAAAUGAAUGUUUUCUGCUUGCUUUAUCUCAGGGGAUGAAUUUGCAAUAUUUAAGCUGGUAUAGGUAAAUCCUCUAUAAACCUUAUAACGUAACUUGGAAACAAUCUGUACCCUGAUAUGUGAUAGCAUAUAUUACAUGGGACCCUAUCCCAGUUUCUAUGGCAUAAAGCAACCAUGAGUUUGGCAUUUCCUCCCCCUUCUUCCUUACCCUUUCCCCCCCUCCUCCUCUCUCCAUCAGGAUGGGAUUUCAGUCCUUCACAGGGUUACUCCAAGGAUUUCAGGUUUGAGAGUGCCCCAACCAAUAGAACACAAUGAGGGGAUGUAUGAACUAACUUUUUCUUAUAAGAAAUUGGAAGUCAGAGAACCUUGUACACCUUACAGCAUCCAUGUUUUUGGGUCUCAAAUAUUUAUUGAAAUAUGUACCACAACUAUUCAAAGAUAAACUCUUCUUUUUUUAAGGUCAUAAGAAGGAUACCCAUUUGAAAUGGGGUAUAUGUUAAUAAAUAUAUUUUAAUUUACCUUGAAUUAUUGUGAGUAUCAGCUAAGUGUAUUCAGAUGAAUUAAUUAAUUUUGAUCUUUAACCUGUCAGCCAAUCAUUUAAACUGAUAUUUUCCUUUCUCUGAUUUUUUUGUAGCAAAUGAAACCAGGACUGAUGGACAAUAUGCUCUACAGAACAAUUUCAACAACACAAUGAAUGGAAGAGCCUCAUCAGCUGUUUAUUCUGGUACAGUUCAAAGUUCAGUAUCUAGUAUGUACUAUGGAAAUGAGACGCCAGGUCAAAUAGGAGGCUCUGUCUGUGGUUCACCCUAUGUAUCUUUGCCAGUGGAAGAUGCCACUCAACAGGCUGGCACUCGUUUGCAGUCAGACAUUGGUAAUGUUGUUACAGGUGUAGAUCAACAUGCUCAUCAGUAUACUCAGUAUCCUAUGGAAAAUAUGGCACCAUUUAGAAUUAAUCCAGUCCAAAGUUAUCCAGUCCAAAGCUAUCCAGCCCAACGUUUUCCAGUCCAAAAUUAUCCAUUCCAAAAUUAUCCAUUCCAAAAUUAUCCAGUCCAAAAUUAUUCCAGUUUUGUACAAACUCGUGGUCCAGGGGAACAACAAAGACCUUCCUCUAGAGAAGAGCGAGAGUUUCCCCCUUAUAGCCAAACUCUUGGAGGGAAUCCGUCAGGUCAGCAACAGCCUACUUCUCAGCCAGAUUCUGGAGGUAAUAUUGUUGUGGAACAGCUGAAACCACCACCUGAAGUGCAGCCAAACCCCCUUGUGUACCAAACCCAACGCAGUGUCCCAUUUGGUCAACAAGAGCAAUCUUCUGAUAAGAUAACACAUUGUGAAAACUCUCAAGAUCCUGUUGAAUUUCCUCCAAACAAUCAGAGAACAACUGUGGAUCCAGGAUCUCCUAUGACUUUACAUUUGACAAAUUCAACUAUCAGCAGCGAAGUACAACCUGUAGGAGCAAAUGACAAAGAUCAUCCAGAACACUGUAGCUUAACAGUACAUCCAAAUGAUAUCAAUGUAGGAGCUUCCAGUACCUUAGGGUCAGGUAGUUUGCCAGGCAGCAAUCAUGUCCAACUCAGAAGAAGAGAUGAACUAGACAGUCCAAAUCAAGGAGCUUCUGAUAUUCAUUUUUGUGAAACUAAUCUACAGGAUCACAUAGAACAAGGAAGUUCCACAGCAUAUGUAGCUGAAAAUAGUUUGGGACAAGCUAGACUGAGGCCAGGCAGCAAUCAAGCCCAACUUGGAGGAAAGGAUGACAAAGGCAAUCCAAAUCAAGGACUUUCAAGUAUGAAUUUGGUUGAAAUUGAUCCAGAAUCUUCUAUGGGCUCAGUCUCUGAUGACUUAACUGUUAGCAGUGAAGCUCAUGAUGUUGGAACAAGCACUACAGGCUCCAGUCAAGUCACAAGAAGAUCAUCUUCAGAGAAAGUUCCAGUUGAAAGAGCUGUGUCAGUCAAUUAUGAUACCGAAGUUGCAGCACAUUUACAUCAGAAAUGCCCAGUUGAGAUGAGCUAUAACUGUUUUACAAAAUAUUUCAGUAGUAAAAACAGUAAAAUACUGGGUCAAGGAGGCUUCGGGAAGGUUUAUGAAGGUACAGUUACUGUUAGCUUACUUAGUAAAUGUGUCAUGGUCUCAGAUGGAGAUGGAAGGGAGGGAUGAAUAUUAGGGAUAGAGUGCAGAUCAUACACUGUAGGGGUAUUUUAUUGUAAAGUUACAGAAAAUAUUUCAUAUCCCAAUAAAAAGCACAAUAAGGCUGAUUAACUAUUAAGGUAGAAGUGUGGUACUAAUUGAUUGUAUUUGUCUUCCUGUCUUUUAGGUAACAAGAAAUUUCAUGGUCAGACUGUUGUCAUCAAAGAAGAGCACCAGACUUACUCUGGACUUCCCCAAGGUGGAGCACAAUUAAAGAGGGUAAUGACGUAUAAAAUAAUGUGUUCUGUUAUUGAUAAACAGGCAAAGCUGUUUGAGUCUAAUGGCACAUACUAGUCAGAUCUCAUCAUUGUCCAGAAUGAACUUCAAAUGACUAGAGUUUUGCUACUCCACCUCAACAGACUUAUUUUAACUCACAGGGAAAUCCCCCUGGGGUAAUUUUGAAGAGGGUCCCUGGACAUUUUUCUGGUACCCAUACACCUUUUUUUUCUUGGGUGCAUGGAGAGGGACAUGCUGAGAGUAAAGAAUACAACACAGUAAUGGCUGGUCUUGAAAAGGAAUGCUUGAUUUCAAUUUUCAGUCUUCUGUAUACCACAUAUAAUUGUGUAUUAAAUCAAAACUUAUUGAGACAAAGAUGCAAAAACUCUCAAGAUGAAAAGCUUCAGAUUUGUAACAGGAUUGAUUUGUGUUUUAUUUGUUGAAUAAGAAAAUAGUUAUCUUGUGUCAUUUCACCCAUAUUUAAAUCACUGGCAAUCCUGGCAAUCUGAGUGACAUUUUGCAGUGUGAUUUAAUCAGGAAUCUGCUCAUCCUAUUGUGAAAUCAUACUAUGAUAAUUUCAGGCUAAAUUGUACUUAUCCCAGCUCAGGUACCAUUGCAAAUCAAUGUACAACACAGGGAAAUUUUAGAACCCAACCCAUGGAUUUAUUGAGAAAGUAUUAGGCACUUGAAAUACAUGUAUACCAGUGUAAGGGACAAUUUGAUUUUGAGUGAAAAGUCACCUUGGGUACUCUUGUACUCAAUAGAACUCAACAUGAUUUUGAUUUUGCUUCAGGAAAAAAAAGUUGGUUAUAUUAAACAUCCCAAUUUGAUGCCCCUUUAUGCUUUUUGUGAGGAGGAAGGGUGAGUCAACAAAGUUGAAUGUUUUUACUUGUUAUAAAUGUAUUUUAUAAUAAUUACCUUACGUGUACAUCAGAAUGCAGAAGAUAAUUUUGUGUAAUCAUAAAAAUUACAAUUUCCUCAAUUAUGAUUAGUUAAAAUAUCUUCUCUUUUCCACUAAUUUUUUUGCCCAGUUGUUGUGGGACAGUUUGUUAUGGGACAAUUUGCUAUAACACAAUAACCAUAGCAACAACCACUUGUCCUGAAAAAAAAGAAUAGGGAAUUUCCAAAAUGGAGGAAUAUUUUACUUAGACAUUGUCUCUACUGGAGAUGUUUGUCCUACCAUAAUUUCCAGCCAAUUACCUGCGGGUAAUCUGUUAAUUUUUCCACAAACAGUCAUUAGUGCAGGUUAUAGGAAGGUGCGGGUAUUACAAUAAUCUUUAAAGCUUCUGGUAUAGUUUUAAAACUAUAAGCAGGAAAAAACUAGUGAUGAUAAGAUCCACUAAAGAUACUCUUUAAAAAACUGUAAUAACUCAUUUAUUUCAUGCAGAUUGCUCAUUAUAAUAAGAGAGUUUAAUGCUCUUGAUGAAAGCCAAUGCAAAUCAAAAACAUACAAAACUCGAUAACAAAGCUUUUAUCUUGUUUGUACUCUUACUUUCUUACCUUGUUAAUUUCACAGCUUUUUUCUUUUUUAAUUUCAAAAAACAAUUCACACGGAAAAUGAUGCUGACAUGUUCAUUUCGUGGCGCCGCAUAAUUAAUGACGCAACAGAAUUUUCGAUGCAUCAAUGAAAUUUUCUUAGCUAGCAUUGCUUUGAGUUAAAGAGUAAUUUCCUGUUUCAAGCAAUUUCUUCAACUCAGAGAUCUUGAGAUAUUGAUUUUUUUAGAACAGAUUUUUACAAGUGGUAUCAUUCUCAAUGAAACAGUGAAGACAAAAAAUUUUGAAAAUUAUUAAUUGCACACUAAAGGAUAUCAUGUCAACAAAAACAAUGAAGGAACUUUGUGCGAGUGGAUGAUUUUCUUUUUUUUUUUUGAGUGUGGGUUAUCUGCCAGUGUGGGUAAUCUGUUGAAAAUUUUUUCUUAUUAUUGCAAAAAUUGACCAUUACGGGUAAUCUGCUGUGCUGGUAAAUGGAUGGAAAUUACAGUAAAUGUAUUUGGUUUUUUCAGAAAUUGUAAUGAUUAAUUGGUAGCAGGACUUUGUUUCAUUCAAUUGUGUCUGUAACCAUACUCAUAAAUGACAAAUCGGACUCAUGCUUUGUGGUUGUCUGAUUGUGUUAAUCACUUGCAUGAUUACAGACAAUUGGACUCCACUUGGUACUAUUACCAUUAUUUAUCAAUCUCUGUGUCCUCUCUGCAGCAAACCACGCUGUCUUAUGUAUCCUAAAAUGCACACUGAUUUACACAAGGCUCUACGAAAGCACUCAAAAGGCCAUCCAAAAUUACCUUUUGGCAUUAGACUUAAGAUUGCCCUUCAUACUGCCAGGGGACUGCAUUAUUUGCAUACAGAAGUGGAAAACGAGAGAUGUGUAAGGUUUGUGCUGUGAUGUUGUUUUAUCACAUUUAUUUUUACCAGGCUAUUGAUGUUCAUUGAAAAUUGUUAUGAUUUUAUAAACAAUAAAAACAACAACAAUUAUAAUAAUAUGUAUUUACUUAUAUUGAUAAUGACAGUGAAAAUACUACAACAUUAAUAUUUAACUUUAUUUUCUAAAUUCUCAUGAAAGUUUUCUUUUAACAUGUCUAUAGUUAAAAAAAUAUAAUUUAUAGUACUUAAAAUGCAGUGGGUCAUCAUAAAAGCACAAUGCAGUUUUGCAUUCUUUUCUGUUGAUAUUGAUUUUAUUUUGUAGGCAGGAAAUUGUACACAUGGAUGUAAAGCCAGGGAAUAUAUUUCUUGAUGAACAGUUUAAUGCACGUCUUGGAGAUGCUGGAAUGGCUCAGGAGUUACUUAUGGAUUACUCUUAUGCAUCUCUCAGUCAGAUUCGUGGAACAACUGGAUACCUUGAUGCAUUUCUUAAAGAAAGACACUUUAAACCUGUUAAUGACAUUUUCUCAUUUGGAAUAGGUAUGCAGUUGCUCAAAUUGUGUUAUUUAUGAGAAUUGUAAGAAAAUAUUGUGGGUUUGUUAUAAUGGGAUCUAUCUAAAAGGGAUUGGACAUGGUCUAAAAAACUCUUUUUGAUAUAAAUGAACAUUUGUUGAUUCAAUUUCCUGUCAUUUAUGUGAGGUUAGCUCUUUAUUACUUGUGAUGAAGUUUUUGCAAACUUUGCCUGUUAGUGUUGCUCUAAGGCUCAAACUCUUUUGCUCACAAAGAAACACUUUCCAUAUCAUACUAGUUAUACCAAGGGCCUCCUGGAAGGCUAUCUUAAAGGAACUUGAAAACAGGUGGUCCUCAUCCUUGUUAAGGACCAGCAAUAAGGGUGUUGUUUUUUUACCCUAAAAUUUCUUUAAAAUUCCCAAUUAUAUUUUGAAUUUAUGCUUUUGACUAUUAUUGUUUUAGAUUACAGGCUUUUUAAACUGUUAUUCACCUCCGUCUGUUUGAUUGACAAACUAAAGUGAAUUGAAACCUUACCCUGUAAACUGUUUACUAUGUUUAAUUUUUCAGUGCUCCUGGAACUUCUUACUCAAAAGAGAGCUGUUGAAAAAGAUGUGACCUUGUAUGACAAACUUUAUAAACAAGGAGUGUUUUCAGAUGUAAAAAACUUAAUUGGUUCAGCACGGAAGGUAACAAUAAAAAUAUUUUGUGCGUCAUGGCAAUAUGUCUAUUUUAAGUUAGAACUUGAAGUAUCAUCAUGAUAUUAAAAUGUUUUGUGUAUUGCUGCUAGGAUGUGUGGCCUGAAGGUGGAGAUGAAAAAGGUUUCACUGAAGAAUUUGCUAAUCUUGCAAUAGACUGUGUAAAACCACCAGAGGAAAGAGAAAAACUGCCAAAUGUGUGCAAGAGACUAGAGGUAAGGAACAUUUUGAAGUUACUUUUGUCUGCUAGGCUGUAUUUAGAUGUUAGGUGCCUUGAAGUUAAGAGACUUAACUUAUCAUAAUGAUUGUAUAACAUCUUUAGUUAGCAACUCAGCCACCCACCUCACUCCCACCUAUCGAAGGCCUGUCAUGAUAGAGUGGUGGGACCCUAAAAAGCAGAUUUUACCCUCUUUAAAAGAAAAGAAAGUCAGCAAAAUGCUUAAACAUUUCAUUGAGAAUCUCCAAGCAGCUAGAUUUAAAGAUUCAGGUAGAGUUUAGGAUGCAACAGGACAACAGUGACAUAUAACCUGCAUAACGCAAGCUAAGUGACUGAAACAGCUGCUCAGAAACCAGAUAUUAACAUUUUAAGGGAGAAAAUAUGGCUUUGAUUACAAGGCUUGAAUAGAAAAGUGAAAAUGUGUAAUGUUUGAAUGUACUAUUAUUAAUAAUUGUUUCAAAUCAGUAUGGGCACUUUUCCAUCCAUUUACCCUCAAAUCCCAUGCAAAUUGUACCGUAAAGGUACAUGUAUUUGUGUAAGGUAGAACUGUAAACUAAACAUAAAAUGUUUUGAUGUCUUGCAAAAAGGACUUACUGGACAAGAAAGGAGUCAGUAAAUAUUCCAAAGAAGGAGCCCAUUGUGUUUCUUGUCUACUAAAUCAUUCAUGUAUGUAUCUCUUGAAAAUCCAGCAGUUUGAUUUACUUAUUGUAUGAUAAUAAUUAACUAGAGUUGGCCAAUUCUGACCAGUGUUCUUGGCAGUAAGGGUAGGCUGGUACCAUUUUUUUAAUACAUUAAAAACUGCAUCGCUAAGUGGAGGUUGGGUGCCUGAAACAUCCAGAAGCUUUUGCUGUUGGCAGCCAGCUUCCAGAUGGAGACUGCUCCUAUAGCUAGCAAAUCCUGGUACCCAACCACGAGCCCCGACACAAGAAAAAGAAACAGGCACCCAUCAUGCUAAAUGAACAGUGGAAAGAGGGAAGGAAGGGGUGGAGAAAACUGCCUGGACAAUGAACUGCCUCUCCGAACAACGCUGAAAGUUUGCGCUCAAAGUACAUGCAAAGACGCAUCAAAUGAGGAGCACAUGGAAUUCUGAUGCAUGUGCAAAACCACUGACUACUAGAGAAUUCUGAUGUUCUGUGUUAUUAACUCUGUUAAAUUGCUUUUAACUACAAAAUUAUAAAGUACAUGAUAGUUAUUAUUUGACUAAUUACAGUGUAUGUAAAAAUUUAAUUAUAUUCUUAUAUUGUUAGUAGUUAAAUGCAUCUUUAUUAGCCUUUUCGCAACUCAGAUCCCCAUUUUCCAUAUCUGGAUCUCUUAACUUAUCUAUUAAAAUUCAUUUUUUUCUUGCCAAUAGCAAAGUAUUUGGGAGUGAGGUCACAUGGCUGCAACACUGUUCAGGAGUGUGACUAUUUUUGUGCUACAUGUUUGAUGCAAGCACGCCGAAACCCUCUGGAAUGUCCAUACCAUGGGCCUGCUGAACCUCCAAUUGGUAUAGCUUAUCAUUUAGAAGUGUUAACAUGUAGUCAAAGUUUUGUCACUAUCAUCAAGACCCAGGCUUUUGGUUUGCUCUUAAAAUAUUUUUUGCUCUUGUCCUUUAGUAAGGUAUUCCAUACAGUUGUUUAUCUAAUGAACCACCCUGUAAUGUUAUAAUAAUUAUAUACAGUCAAAUGAAGGCUGUAAAAACUGAAAAACUUUUUAUGGGCAGUUAACUGUUAAGGCUAAUUUAUUUAUUUUUGUAGUAGUGUGGUUUGAUUGGUUUGCAGUGCAUCUUGGACUUUUUAAUAAUUAAGAAUGAUGGAUACAAUAAUUUACACUUUUUUUAAUAUAGGUGAUUUGUUUAAUUGUAGGAGGAUCGGAUACCUAUGCAGUUCUAGUUUGUGGAAAUGACCCAGACUCACCAAAGGCAGCUACAAUCUUUCAACAUGACUUAAUAGGCUUUAAAAAUGUUUUAACUGAUUGCCGCAUUGUUGGAGUUAGGUAGGGCUCUAGGAUCAUAGGCUUAAAUACUGGUUACUUACUCAUAUUUAGCCAAUUUUGGGCACUUAUUUGACUUGAUCUAGAUUGAAAGUGUAAGAUAGGGGCUUCAGAUGGGAUUAUUGUCCUGGCCCUGGUUGAUUGAAGGGUGGAUAACGCUAUCCACUAGAUAAAUCUCUAUACUGUGGAUAGCACAGUAUGUUUUGUCAACUCUUAUCCGCUGGCUAGCAAUUUAUCUGUUGGAUGGUGUUGUCUGCUCUUUGAACUACUGAGCCCUGGAGUUUACUCGCAUGUAUAGGGUAGAUUAUUUUGAAUUAUUUUUACUUACAAUGACUGUAACAGUUUUCCUGUCCUCAUUGCUAAUUUGGUUUAGAGCCAUGGUCAAAAAGGUUAUGGAUCAUAAAUUAAAUUAACACCACAUGUAAUGCAAUGCUCCAAAAUCCCUGCUAUGUUGGAAAAAAAAUUGGAUACCAGGCUGCACCUUAAUGGUUACAGUUCAGUUUUGGAAAUUGUUGAUGUCAUUUCUAUGAUCAACAAAGUUAUAGACAAUUGUGGAUGUAAGUGGGAGUUAAAUUAUCAUCCAGAUCCAAGGGUUUCCAAUGAUACUAGGUGGCCAAAGUUGUGCUGGGAGAAGUCACUGCUUGUGCAUGAGGCUCAAUUACCUGAAGAUUGAGUAUGGUUAAAAGAGGCUAACCAUCACAAAUGGAAACAUUCAAAGAAGAUAUAAAUUUAAAUUACUGCCAAAAUGAGACAAAUCUUAAGCAUGGUCCUUUUGUUUUUCAUGAAUAAAUCUUGGCUGAUCCAAAGCUUAAAAUUAUUCUGUGUCACUGUGACCUCAUUUUCUCUUUCUUAUAAUUCAUAAUAAUGCCUCAAUCUAAGAAAGCGGCCAUGAAAUACCUAACCAUUACUAUUCUAAGUUAUAAAUAUUUGAGUGAGGUAUUUCUCCUUAUAAAAACGGUAAGUUUCUUACUCUUUUAGUGCCACAUGACCGUUCUUCUUUUUUUCUUGCUUUUAGAAAAGAUCACAUAUUUACCAUUACACCGAAUACAUCAAGAGGUGCAUCACAAUCCAACCUAGUUAAAAAAGCUCUACAAGACCUUAAACAGAAGCUUCAAGGAAAGACGAAUGUGUUUGUUUAUUUUUAUUUCUCUGGUCACAGUGAUCAUAAUGGCAACUUGCUAUGUUCUUCUGACGAUGAUUGCCUAACGGUGGAUGAUUUGGAAAAGCACCUAACCCUUCUCAGUCCCCAUGUCCGUGAAUUCUUGAUUAUUUUGGAUUGCUGCUUUGCUGAUGGCAAUAUUGCUUCAAAACAUCUUAAGGAUGAAAGCUAUUUAGUUCACAAAUCACCUAACCCAGUGAAUGUGGAGGCCCCACCACAUCCUCUUGAGUCACUGUGCAGUAAACUACGAAAGGCAAGUGGGGAUGAGAACUGUUGUGCUACUGACAAGAGUCCUAUUUCAAAUACAGAUUUAGACAUAGCAGCAACUGAUUUUAGUGCUGUGGAUGGGAAUGUGAUCCACAAAGCUCCAGUUACACCACCUUUUACCAUACGUCAGUGGUCUUCUUCACUAUCUCAACAAUCUUCUUAUGCUUUGGCCAGAACAGGAAGCUUUCUGACACGCUUCAUAACUUGUGGGUUGCGUGGUGCACAUGAUUGUAAAGUUACAAACUGUAAAUUUUGUGGUGCAUUCAAAGCUCAAGCCAAAUCAUUGGGUUAUAUUACUGCUUCAAACCUGGAGGAUUUCUUCUCAAAGCAUGUGGAGGAAGCUGCCGCUAAAGCUGGUGGACAAAGGCAGCGUCCACGCAUACGAACACUUCACUCAAAGGAGACAAUACUGGCUUUUUACAAUGAAGAACCAUUGUGUGAUGAGAUGGUGUUCAAAUCAGCUUCUGGGUAUACAGAGCGAAUUGUAGUUAAGGAGUUCCCUCUUCACCUUUUUGAUUUUCAAUGUAUGGUGUUUGACAAGGUUAAAGGUAAAUAUAUUUAAAAUCAUUAGUUGAUUAACAAGCUAACGAUUCUGCAUGUCAUUUUGUUUAGUUUACAGCAAUUAAACUGGAAUGUUUUGGAUUAUAAUCAUACAGUCACGAAUUUCACUCUACACGUUAAAAAAAUUAGAAACAGAUCAACAAUGAAAGGUAAUAAAAGUGAGUGACUGAAUAAAGAAAGGAAGUGUUGGGGACAAUCACCAUUGGUAGUUUUAAGUUGCAACAAUUACAGGUAGAACAUUUUUUUCUCAGACUAAAAUGUUUACAAAAAAGAAGUGGUUUUUUAAACAUUUAAUAAUAAAAUUUUUGUAAAAGCAUAUUAAAAAUAUGUUGACGAUGUUUCGUCAUUUGGCUGACUGUCUUGUCUAUGAGAUGCUUUUCAUCAAGCAGCACAAUCCUAGUCUCAACACACAGGUUGAUUCCAUUUGCGCAAAACUCUUUGUUUAAAAGAACAUUCCAUCACCUAUUGUCUCUUUAGUAUUCAAACAUUUUUUAUCUUUCACUAUAAUGACGUUAGCCAAACAUCAAAAUGUCGUCAACAUUUUUUUAAUAUACUUUUGCGAAAUGUUUUAUUAUAAUUUUUUAUCGUUAAAUACUAAAAUGUUUGCCAAUUUAAUAUUUUUCUCAUAAAUACCAUUCUUAUUGUGCAGAUCACCUCCCCACUUGUGCCGAGGUAAAGCACCUUCAGAUUCUCUGUGAUGAUGAGGAAAUUGGGAGCACAUCUUAUGUAGACCUCAAAGAUUACCUUAGACAGGGGUAUGAUGUCAGAUGUCAGUUAAGGCCAUGUUAUAGUAUUGUAAGAGGUCCAGUGGUUGUUGAGAUCCAAACUUACAAGAAUCAGGUUCUGACUCUUUUGAACUCUCUUCAGUUGUCAAGAAAUGAACAACAGGUUUGUUCUUCUUUCAAUAUUAUUGCUACAGUGACUUUUGAUAUGCCUGAAAAUUUCCUCUAGAGCUCUUAACAUUUUGUGCAGUUAAAACAGUGGCUUAAUUAUUUAUGGUUAGCUCAGGGAACUUGGGGUGGAGUGGUCAGAGUGCAAGACCUUGCCAUGUCAUUCUGAGAUUGCAUUGUUUUUGUAGGCCAAACACUACUUGCAUAUAGUGCCUCUCUCCACAUAGAAGUAUUUUUGAUGAGUAUUGGUGGACUGUCAUGGAAACCCAUGAAAAUGCGUGAGGGUAGCCAGUGAUGGACUGAUUUUCGAGGGGUUGGGUCCUACUCAAGCUUCUCACUGGCAUAUGGAGGCAUAAGUUAUCUUUUUUUUUGUUAAAGAAAGGGGUGAAACAUGUAUUAGUAUCUGCCUCCCUCAAGCCACUUCCUUGUUGCAGGUGUACACAUUCUACUAUGAUACACACCAAUUAAAGGGGAAUGCAAAGCUGUGUUCAAGCACAUGCUACAAAGGCUGUCACCUGACUUUAAAUGGUUCUUUUCACAGGAUUGUGUUACCUUUGAGAUGAAAACUAGUGAGAAAUCUCUCAAUGCUGAGGAUGUCAGAGAAUGCUGUGAUGAAGACCCCAACCUCAGUGGUCUUAAGGAAAGCUCUGUGGGAAAAUCAAUUGCAGUGAUUCUGACAGAGGCAUCUGUGCACCAAAGAGUGUUAGAAAUAAAGGUUUCAGACCAAAGCAUGGACUGCUGUUUUACUCAGCAGGAUUGA